Molecule: messenger RNA, 2118 nt
Organism: Silurus meridionalis
Lineage: Eukaryota; Metazoa; Chordata; Actinopteri; Siluriformes; Siluridae
Gene: dkc1
Product: dyskeratosis congenita 1, dyskerin
Exons: 15
Coding region: 121-1674 (517 amino acids)
Biological process (GO): rRNA pseudouridine synthesis; box H/ACA sno(s)RNA 3'-end processing; mRNA pseudouridine synthesis
Cellular component (GO): box H/ACA snoRNP complex
Molecular function (GO): pseudouridine synthase activity; RNA binding
Source: RefSeq, a predicted model, not a curated record
UGGCGUCCCGUUUUCAUCGCGAGACUACAAGACCUCGCGAGAGUGUGCGCGCGGGGCUGCGUUUUUAGACAUGCGCAGAGCCUCCCACGUGUUCCCUUCAGGCGCCGCACGGGAAGGAAGAUGGCGGACGGUGAAAUUUCUUCUGCUAAGAAAGAGAAGAAAAAGAAGAAAGCGAAGGUUUCGGAUGAAGAAAUCGGGGACAUCCAAGAAACUGGGGAUUUCCUAAUCAAACCUGAAUCCAAGGUUGUCAAACUCGACACGUCCCAGUGGCCUUUGCUGCUGAAGAACUUCGAUAAGCUGAACAUCAGAACUGCACACUACACACCGCUACCACAUGGAUCGAAUCCCCUGAAGAGGAACAUUAAUGAUUAUGUCAGGACCGGGUUCAUUAACUUGGACAAGCCGGCGAAUCCGUCCUCUCACGAAGUGGUUGCGUGGAUCAAGCGGAUCCUGCGCGUGGAGAAGACCGGCCACAGCGGGACGCUCGACCCCAAGGUCACAGGAUGUCUGAUCGUGUGCGUGGACCGAGCGACGCGAUUGGUCAAAUCUCAGCAGAGCGCAGGCAAAGAGUACGUGGGCAUAGUACGGCUGCACAAUGCGCUAGAGAGCGAACACCAGCUCGCCAGGGCUCUGGAGUGUCUGACCGGAGCUCUGUUCCAGAGGCCUCCUCUGAUCGCGGCUGUGAAGCGACAGCUGCGAGUCAGGACCAUCUACGAGAGCAAGCUCAUCGAAUACGACCAGGAGAAAAGACUCGGUAUUUUCUGGGUAAGCUGCGAAGCUGGCACGUAUAUCAGAACCCUGUGUGUUCAUCUUGGACUCCUGCUGGGAGUCGGAGGUCAGAUGCAGGAGCUCAGGAGGGUUCGGUCUGGAGUCUUGGGAGAGAAGGACUGCAUGGUGACCAUGCACGACGUAUUAGACGCCCAGUGGCAGUUUGACCACAAUAAGGACGAGACGUACCUCAGGAGGGUCAUCUUCCCUCUGGAGAAGCUGCUCAUCAGCUACAAGAGGAUCGUCAUGAAGGACAGCGCGGUCAACGCCAUAUGCUACGGAGCCAAAAUCAUGUUACCGGGUGUGUUACGAUAUGAAGACGGCAUCGAGGUGAACGGGGACGUCGUCGUCAUUACCACUAAGGGAGAGGCCAUUUGUGCAGCGGUGGCCCUGAUGACGACGGCGGUCAUCUCCACGUGCGAUCACGGCAUCGUCGCGAAGAUCAAAAGAGUCAUCAUGGAGAGAGACACGUAUCCACGGAAAUGGGGCCUGGGUCCAAAGGCAAGUCAGAAGAAGAUGAUGAUCCAGAAAGGUCUCCUGGAUAAACGCGGCAAGCCAAACGGGAGCACUCCGGCCGAGUGGAAGGAGGGAUAUGUGGACUACAGUAAUAAACCUAAAAAGGCUGCUGCUGAAGAUGGUGAUGCUACUCAGGCCAGUGCAAAGAGGAAACGCGACGAGAGCGGAAGCGAAGGUGAGGCCGCACCAUCGACCCCGAAGACGGAGGAGAUGGAGAAGAAAGAGAAGAAGAAAAAGAAGAAGGAAAAGAAAUUAAAGGUGGCUGAGGAGGAAACCGAGGAAGCACAAGCCACAGAGGAAGUGGCAGCAGAAGAGGAAGCGGAGGUCACAGAAAGCGCCAAGAAGAAGAAGAAGAAAAAGGUGAAAGAAGCCGCGGAUGAUUCGGAAUGAGAAUCUGAACCGGAUUUACAGACUGUUAGUGCGUGUACCAUGUGAGGACCAGGGCUCAGCCAUGAAUUCUCUCUGUCCUUCAUGUGACCUCCAGAAACGACGUUCACUUCAACCCAGUGUGUGUGAGCGAGGAAAACCGUAAUUCUGGAGUUUUUUUAUUCUGAAUAUUAAUUGAACAUCCGCCCCGUCAUUUGUUCACUUCAAUAAUAUUGCAUUGAAUAGAUGCAGAUUUCUUUGGUUUUUUUGAAAGCUGUGUAUGAUAAUGGUUAUUUUUGUCUUUUUUUUUUUUUUUUUACCUCAUCUUGUACUUUUUUUCCUCCCCUGUGAAUCCCCCAGUGUCUGAACAGAAAACUCCUUUAUUUUGUAUUAUGUAUAUAACAGAGGAUCAACUUGUACCCCUGAAGCCUAAGUCAGAUUGAAUAAGAAUUUUUUUUUUCUUUUCUA